AACUAUUUUUAAACUGAAGAAACAUGGCGGCUAGCAGACAUAUCGGGCUAUUUAAAAUGUUAAAAAAACUCUUAUUACAUUGAUAAUAAUAAUGUAAAUGCAAAAUUCGCGCAACUUUAAGUGCUCAGAAUCGAAAAAAACGUGUUGUGUGUAAAUUCUAGUGAAAUCCUGCGAGUUUGGUGACCCGCUGUUGGUAAUUUCAAAUCUACGGGGUGUUUCGAUGAAUUAAGGCGGCAAAAUGGUUGUCGGAGACCCGAGUAUAAAUAAUAUAAUGAGCGGCAUUGAGAAUGCCGGCGGAGUUAAACAACACAAUCACAAAAAGAAAUUGAAACAGAGGUUCGAUAUAAUAAAGAAACUGGGUCAAGGCACGUUCGGUAAAGUGCAYUUAGGAAUAAAUAAAGAGACUGGUCAAGAAGUAGCAAUAAAAACAAUCAAAAAAUCCAAAAUCGAAUCUGAGGCCGAUUUAGUCCGAAUAAGGCGCGAAAUCCAAAUUAUGUCUUCGGUGCAACAUCCUAACAUUAUCCACAUUUAUGAAGUGUUUGAAAAUAGGGAAAAAAUGGUGCUAGUGAUGGAAUAUGCAGCAGGGGGCGAGCUUUACGAUUAUUUAUCGGAACGCAAAAUUUUAGACGAGACCGAAGCCCGUAGGAUAUUUAGACAAAUCGCCACUGCUUGUUACUAUUGCCAUAAACAUAAAAUUUGCCAUAGGGAUUUGAAACUGGAAAAUAUUCUUUUGGAUGAAAACAAUAACGCUAAGAUUGCCGAUUUCGGACUGUCAAAUGUUUUUGACGAUCAAAGACUGUUGAGCACUUUCUGUGGUUCUCCUCUAUACGCUUCUCCCGAAAUUGUUAAAGGGACACCCUACCAAGGACCAGAAGUCGACUGUUGGUCUUUAGGUGUACUUUUAUAUACUCUAGUCUACGGUGCCAUGCCUUUUGAUGGAAGCAAUUUUAAACGUUUAGUUAGGCAAAUUUCACAAGGAGAUUACUUCGAACCAGCCAAACCCAGCCCUGCUUCACCUCUCAUUAGAGAAAUGUUAACCGUGAAUCCUAAAAAUAGAGCAAAUAUAGAAAAAAUAUGUACCCACUGGUGGGUAAAUGAGAAUUACGAUGUUAGCUGUUUAGAGAUCUCAGAAGAAUUAGCCAAUCAAACUCCUGUAAGAUUAGAUUUGUUAUUAUCAUUGGCUCCUCCGCCUCCACAACUUGAAAGUGACAAACUUGUAGUUACUGGAGAUGUUGCUGAAGAGAUGAAGACUGAAGUUGCACCACCUACACGAUCCCAAUCUGUAGGCAGUUUAAUGGAAUUAACUCAUCCUGCUGAACGAAGAAUCAAAGAACUUUUAACUGAAGAAAAAGCUUCACCUAAACGUAAACUCGAAAAUACUGUUAGUACAGAUCGUGUCAAAGAUGGCCUUAAGAGAAAAGAUAAGAUAAUCAAAGAAAAUACUGUUGCUGAUAUUACUCUCCAUGGUGCAAUUAAAGAAAACGCUUCUUUAGAAGAUGCAAGUAUGUCUGAGACAAUUCCAUUGGAUAAAAGUCUUACACAAACAAUAUCACGUGAUAUGGAUGUUGAAACAAAUGAAGAAUCAAUUGAUCCGUCAUUACAAGGGGCCGCUUGUACUGAAAUAAUCGAAGAGGCAAAGAAAACAGAAAAGAAACCUAAGAUAAAGAAAACCUUAUCAACUAGUGUCAGCAGUAAAGCAUUGGAGGGCAUAAAUGAAAUUCCUAGUCAAGAAAAUGUUAACAAUGUAGAUAAAGAGAAUAAAGAGGUUGUUGCUCAACCUGAAAAAACCGAAAAACCAGAAUCCAAAAUCGCGAAAAAGAAGACAGUUAAGAAGAAGGUUUUGACAGAUAAAAAUGAAACGGUUAAACCCAAAGAACCAUCGCCACCCUCUCAACCACCUGCCGAAGAAAAACCAAAAGAAACAGAAGAAAAACCCACCAAACCGAUAGAACGGAGAAAAUCCCGUAUUUUCGAAGCGGCCGAAAAGUUCCAAAACAUGAUAUCAUCCCCCACCGAAUCCAAAUCCGCCCCUGUGGAAAAACCAAAGAAAAUUGUAAUUCCCGGGGUCAGCGUUGAUGGUUUUAAAAAGGAGUUUGAACGUAAAGCAAGUCUCACAUCAACAUCCCCACCAAAAUUAAAAGGGACUCCAUCUAAGAAAAUUCUAAUCGAUCAACAAAAACCCUCUGAACCCGAAACCGGCUCACCACCUAAAGAAGAACCCAAGGAGGAGUCAAAACGUGAUUCUGAAGUCACCGAAACACCAAAGCCUGUGAUUGACGAUGAGCGCAAAGAGCGCGUGCGGAACGCUGUUAGUAUUAUCUCAAGUGCCUUAGAUAAAGAAGGAGCGCGGAAAUCAAAAUCUCGGCCGUGUUGUGUCCGGAAACCUCCGGUGCCGUUUGGGGUUGGCGGUCGGUCAGCUUCGGGCAAUAUCGGGUUGCUUGCCUCCCCCUUAUCGCCACCGUUGGGGCCCAAGCCGUUUGUGAGACCACAGUUUGAUAGCAAAUCCGAYGUGAAGAAAGUGGAGGAGAAGCCUGAAGUUGAGGAAGAAAAUAAAACCUCCUCGGCGGAGAUUACACUCAAGUCGGCGACGCUGCCYAGAAGGAAGACCACGAAAGCGGAGAUUCAGCUCAAUUAUCCCAUGCCUAAGCCAGCUACGAUGGAGUUUAAGACUGAAAUGGCUCAUAAUGUGACAGCACCACCCAAGUUGGCGACGCAGAGGAGUGAGGUGGUCGUGCCGGUCGCUGCGCCAUCUGUAGCCAACUUCAGGUCAUCAUCGCUGGAACCCGAAUCCAAGGGCUCCCCCAAAGAACGAAUCAUCCCGAUUUCCUUCGAACAACAAGACGUCAAGGAGGCUGUUCAAUCGCCUCCAACUAAACCACCAAUGCCGCGACCUUUCCAAACCCAAAAAUCGACUACAUCGCAAAGAUCCAACAGCUUGUCAAGACAGUCUACUCAAGACUCCGACACUGAAACAACCUCUGGUGAACCGAUCAAGAAAUCUCCAAGGGAAUACAUCAUCCCGAUUGCGGUCGAAGGUGGUGGUUAUGUGACUCCACGCGCUGGUAGCGUCGAGCCGAAUGACACAGCGAGUACAACAAGCACCAUGACAAAUAAAUCCAGGAACAAGUUUGGCAAAACAAGGAGAUUAAAUUCAUUGUUUAGUGAUCGGGAUUCAGAAGACGAGACCUCAUUCCCCAACUUGUAUCGUCACAGUUCGUUCGGGAAAGACAGUGAUAAUGAAGAUUCACGAAAAGAUGCGUUCCAUUUGCACAGAUUGAGGAGUACAAGACCGAAGAGGACCAUUUUGGAACACAACGAUUCGCUUAGUUCUGGGGAGGAGGACGAUGAUGACGGGUUUGAAAUUUUGACAGCUGAACAUUUAUUCUCCAAUCUAUUAUCGAGGGUGCGCGAUUUGACCCAAAAAUUGAACGUCGAAGAUGGUGGCAGGCCCGGAUUUCCCAGUAGUCGGUUAUUGAGCCAUUUUGAUCAUGGUACCAACUUCUGGAAUUUUCACAACCGAUUAGACCCCUUAUCAAGGCAUUCAACGUUGGGUAGGAGCCUAAGCCGCGAACGCAGCAACGAAACCUCAUCCACGCCAUGGCGACGUAGCGUCAGCCGUGAUUUAGCUUCAGAUAUCGAAAGUGUCUUCAAAGACCCCAAUUCGACUACGACACGCCCCCGAGAUAAAAAAGRCAAGAAAGAAAACCUUAAUUUAGCAGAUUUAGAUCUUAAAAAAAUUAAAUUAAGUGAUGAAGACGCAUUAGCUUUGUCGUACUUAACACCUGGCUUAUCACGAAGGAUUCAAAAGCAUUUACUCUCACAACUAGCGCCAUCUGAAGCUCAAAAAUUGCAACGGACCUUAUCCUCAAAUGGAAAUAAGAAUUAUGAAGACAAUCACAAAUUUGCACGAAGAUCAGUUGAUCGAUUGUCUUCAACGUUACCUCGUCGCUAUUCAGUUGAAAAUAACCUAAGUCAACAAGAAAACGAAUCAAAUGACACCACUUACCGUAAUUAUAAAUCAGGGCUCCCUGUAAAAUUUCGUGAUGAUAAUAGAUCGGCUAGUAUCGRUUAUGAUAACGAUUUUGGUUACAAAAGACCAAAAGCGGUUCGUUCUGUCUCACUCAGAGAACCCAAAAAUUAUGUUUUAUCAAACAAAGAUAAAAGUCCCGAUUCAAGUCUUUCCGAAAGUUUGUCACGAAGUGACGUAACUGAUAGUUACACCUCCUUAUCCCGUCCUUCCUCAUAUUCGAAAUACUCAGAAUUGUCAAAUAAAUAUUUAACACCAAAGACUGAAAUCAAAAAACCGUCCUCAACGCCUCGAAGAAUCUCAAGAUUUUUGCGACCUGAUUUUUUCGAUCCACCGAAAGAAGAAAACGUUUUAGUAAAAGAAAAGAAAGAGCGGGAAAUGGAAACGCAGAAAGUUUUAAAAGAGAUUAGGGACAAAAGAAAGUGUCGACUGAAUGCCAGGAGAGAAAGGUCAGCUUCACGUGAGAAAAGUGCCGAUUUUGGGGACGAGAAAAAAGAUUCAAACAAAUUGGCAACACCUGAAGAUGGUCCGAAAGAGACCGACCACUUGUUGAGCAAAGUUUCGAAUAAUAUUAAAAACCUUGAAAAUAACGUAAAGACGCUUCAUGAUUAUGUUAACGUAACAGUUCCAAAAGAUAAUAAAGAAAUCGGGGGAAACAAAAAAGAAGUUCACGAUUAUGUUAAUGUUAAAGUUACAAAGCCUGAGGAGACCCCCGUUGUGAAAAAAACUCGAAUUUCGAAACUGGUCCGACCGAAAAGUUACCCAACUGAAAGUAUUAUCGAAAAAGAGAAAGAGAAAAAAGUUUCACCGGAAAAGGAAUCCAAAAUUAGUAGAUUACGUAAAGGUUUUACGCGUCAAGGUUCGAAGGAACGCGACAAAACAAAAGAAGACAAAAAUGAGACUAACAAAAGUAUAAAUGAAGAAGAAAAAGGUCACAAGAAUAAGUUACUUCAGUCGAUUGAAAAGAAAUUGGAGAAGUUCCGAUCAUCAUCGAAAGACCCCGAAGAAGCCAGAGCCAUAAAAGAGAAAAAAUCAGGUGUUGAGAGUGCCAUUAAGCGACUUCGGGAGCAAAGUCUCCCCCGGAAUUUAGACCAUUGUACUGAAUCGGGACUCAUCAAGAGGGCCGUUUCGGUCGAAGACGUGUCAAAUUUGAGUUCGAGUAAGCCGUUGCAAGCGUCGCGUAAAAGUGURACAAAAAUUUUGGGCCUGUUUAAAAAAUACGAAGAACAAGAGAAUAAAAAGAACGACAAAAUUGUGAAAAAGAAGAAAGUCAAAGAAUGCCCAAAUCGUGACGAAGCUGUGAUUGAAACUGUCAAUUCUAGUCAAGAGACGAAAAAACCCGAACGUCCUCGAUCACUUUUACUCGACAAAAUGAAACAGUUUCAACCCCCGGAAAACAAAGCUAGUAAAGCGUCGCGUUUGCCAGUCAAUUCAUUUAGACGUAGUUUGAAUUUAGAAGUUGAUGUUCCUAAAAAAAACGAAACGAAACGUAACAGCGAACCUCGCAGUGCAGCUGAAGACAAUCGGGAAAAUCGGAAUUCAGUCGCGACUGAUGACAGUUCGACUCUAUUAUCACCAGACGAUAACGUGAGCGACUCGUGGUCGGUUUGUUCUGACUAUCACACUCAGGAUUUGCACUCGCCUGUCUCACCCAAUGGGAUUUUAUGUUCUGGUGAUGAAAGCGAGUCGGUGAUUGACCGGAUUCGGCGCAAGAGUUUCUACACGAGGUUUAACGAGAAGAAACGAACUCGUAAGCCAAGUCUGACUCGAAAUUACAAAGAUCUUGAUUUGUAUAAAAACCCGGAUUAUGGGUCUCUGGACCGCAGAUCGGCUUAUGACUAUAAAACGCCCUUAACGCGUCGAUCGUCUUAUGUUUCCACGCUUCAAGACCCGGUCAAGAGGGAUUACAAAAAUUAUACCCGAAGUUCGUCGCUUUUGAACGAUUAUGUCAACGUCCCGAGUCGGUACCAGACUUACAACGCGAGGGUAAGUCGACCAACUACGGUUUUUUCCGACGAGGAAACGACUUUGGAUGAGUUGCUAUCAGCUGCAAAAUCACGAAAGUACAGUACCCCAGUUCCAUCCAUAAAUAGAGGCUCUGUUUCUCCCGUUAAUGGACCUACGUCUUCCGUUAAUUCCUCUGCACCUGUUUAAAUUAUUUUUCUCAAACUAUGUGAUCACUAGUAUACAAAGAACAGACUCAAAGAUUCAUGUUAGGAUUAGAAAGUAGUCAUAUCAAUUUUUUUCUGUUAAAUUAAGGUUUUUAACUAACGAAAGUAUUGCAGUCUUAUUUAUUUCCUAGAGAAAUGUAGAUACAUAAAAAUGUAUUAUUUAUAUGUAAAUGUUGUUUGCUUUUUUAUUUAUUGUUAGAAGAUAGUUUCCUUCAAGUUUUUCUAGUAGUUAUUUUGUAACUUAUUUAUUAUUUAACAAAAAUUGGAUUGAAAGCGUUAUAAAACACUAUUGUAGCAAUUGUUCAAGUUUACAUAAUUUUAAUUCAGUUGACUCUGUAAGACAAAAUCAUAAGUUUAAGUUGAGUUCGUGUGAAUUGUUAGAAUUGUAUGUUGAAUUUGGUGAUUUUAUAAAAAAUAUAUUUCAAAAAUAAAUCGUUUCUUUAUCCCAU
Messenger RNA from Tribolium madens (black flour beetle), 6647 nucleotides. RefSeq lists its product as uncharacterized. The transcript has 14 exons. Gene Ontology annotation, biological process: microtubule cytoskeleton organization; protein phosphorylation; intracellular signal transduction. The record is from RefSeq and is a predicted model, not a curated record. The coding region runs from base 239 to 6181 and encodes 1980 amino acids. Gene Ontology annotation, cellular component: cytoplasm. NCBI's taxonomy places the organism in Eukaryota, Metazoa, Arthropoda, Insecta, Coleoptera, Tenebrionidae. Gene Ontology annotation, molecular function: tau-protein kinase activity; protein serine/threonine kinase activity; ATP binding.